UUGGUCGGUUCGCUUUCUGUUUUCCAUCAUCGAACAUACGCGCAUCGAAAGAGUACAGGUACUCUUUUCUCAAACAUCCAUAUCCAUCACCAAAAAAAGGGGUCGAAGCGUUCUAGGUAGAAUCCCUGUUCAGUAAGUGAACCUGGUUCAUUAAUUUGGAUAAAAUCACAAUCACAGGAAACACGCAUCUCGAGACUAAUCUGGAUAUCUAAUCUUGUUCUUGCACCACCACCUCCCAACAAGAACGUCAUGAUGGAAACUGCAUUCCACAAUCAAGAACAAAUCAUCGAAAGGGGAUUAUCUCCUACUACAUCUGAAGAACUGAGUGCAUCUUCCAUGGAUGAAGAUAAUCAAAGGCCAAUCCAACAUGGCGGCUACCAAACAGGCGUAAAAGGCGUUCGAGCAGAUGCGCAAUAUCAAGCUCAAUUAGAUUCCGAAAAACGUGCAGCAGCGAUCAAAGAUCAUAAUGCACAAAUGCAAUCGCAGGCUUUGGGCUCACAAAGAACAUGGAAAGAGGAUGAUGAGCAAACUAGACUGGAACGUGAGGCUGGCGUGAAACCAGGUCAAAAUGCAUCUCCACACGAUAGCGACGAAGAUGAAUUGGCGGAAAUACGAAAGAAGAGAUUGCAAAAUCUAAAGAGUCAUCAAACAGCCAAUGAAUCACGUAGAAGAAGAAUGGCAGGCGAAGAUGUGGGAUCAAAUCAAAACGCAAGAGGAGGAUUUUAUGGUCAUUUACGUGAAGUAGGACCUGAUCAAUACGUUCAAUCGAUCGAUGGAGAAAAUAAGGAUACGUUUGUGGUCGUUCAUAUUUAUGUCAAAUACGUUCAUGCAUGUGCAAUUCUCACUUCCGCACUUUCAACUUUAGCACGCAGUCAUCCAAAAGUCAAAUUUUUACAAGUACGAGCAGGAAGUAUUGGUUUCGGAAGUGGUGGUGUUGAUGCAGCAAAAGAAACAAACGAUCGAGAUUUGGACGAAGAAGAUUUUGAUGAACGUGCAGAAGAGAUUGUGCCUACAUUAUUGGUUUAUCGUGGAGGAAAUAUUCUUGCAAAUCUUGUAAGGGUAGACUUGGACGAAGGUUGGGGCGAUGGAAGUGAAAGAAGGGUUGCCGAUAUCCUUCGUUCGCACAAUGUUAUACCUUGAUUUUCUUCCUCACAUCCCAGCACUCUUUCUCAUUUCUGGCUACCUCUUCUCUUCUUAUCUCUUAUACUACUAUCAUACACAUUUUAAUCUUGUAUCUCGGGCUUGGGCAUCCAUUGUAUCAUUCAUCAUUUCAUUAUGGCCGUAC
Molecule: messenger RNA, 1285 nt
Organism: Meira miltonrushii
Lineage: Eukaryota; Fungi; Basidiomycota; Exobasidiomycetes; Exobasidiales; Brachybasidiaceae
Product: thioredoxin-like protein
Exons: 1
Coding region: 253-1140 (295 amino acids)
Biological process (GO): regulation of G protein-coupled receptor signaling pathway
Source: RefSeq, a predicted model, not a curated record